This is a messenger RNA of Ctenopharyngodon idella (grass carp), 2546 nucleotides long. RefSeq names its product extracellular calcium-sensing receptor-like. Gene Ontology annotation, molecular function: G protein-coupled receptor activity. Gene Ontology annotation, cellular component: membrane. Gene Ontology annotation, biological process: G protein-coupled receptor signaling pathway. The annotation marks the transcript as partial. The record is from RefSeq and is a predicted model, not a curated record. The transcript is spliced from 6 exons. NCBI's taxonomy places the organism in Eukaryota, Metazoa, Chordata, Actinopteri, Cypriniformes, Xenocyprididae.
CAUUUGGUAGCUGCUCUUUCUUUUGAAUCUUUGGAAUGAUUCUCUUUCUUUACACAGUCCUUCUUUUCCAUCACCUUUAUACAGAGGCAGAAAUCACACUUUGCCGAAUGAUGGGAGAUCCUAAGAACCCACUACUUUCCAAGGAUGGAGAUGUAACUAUUGGAGGAAUUUUUGCAAUUCACAGUAAAGAAACAUUACCUUCAUUUGAGUUUAAGCAAAAGCCCCAGCCUUUAUCAUGCUCCAGUGUGAAUCUAAGAGAUUUUCGUCUGGCUCAGAUAAUGAUCUUUGCCAUUGAGGAGAUUAACAGAAGUGAAAGUUUGCUUCCAAAUGUUUCUAUUGGCUAUCGAAUUUAUGAUACUUGUGGUUCAAGACUGUCUUCUAUGAGUGCAACUAUGGGAUUGAUGAAUGGUCCAGAUUUUGUGGCAGGGGAGACAUGCAAUGGACAAUCUAUUCAUGGUAUCAUAGGAGAAACAGAGUCCUCUGCCACAGUGAUUCUGUCCAGAACUACAGGACCUUUUAAAAUUCCAGUGAUAAGUCACUCAGCCUCAUGUGAAUGUCUCAGCAAUAGGAAAGAUCACCCCUCAUUCUUCAGGACUAUUGCUAGUGAUUACCACCAAGGCAGAGCACUUGCAUACAUAGUCAAGCACUUAAGCUGGACCUGGGUGGGAGCGGUGAACAGUGACAAUGACUAUGGGAACUAUGGAAUGGCCAUAUUUCUGAAUACAGCCCAGAAGGAGGGGAUUUGUGUGGAGUACUCUGUAAAAUUCUACCGAACAGAGCCAGAAAAACUCAAAAAAGUAGUACAUACAAUUACAAAAAGCACUGCAAAAGUGAUUGUUGCAUUUGUUUCAUUUCUUGAGAUGGGCUUACUAAUUGAACAGCUGAGUAUUCAGAAUAUUACAGGCUUUCAAAUAAUUGGAGUAGAGGGAUGGAUAACUUCAAAAAAUUACAUCACUCCAAAUAGUUUUGGUUCACUGGGAGGAUCACUGGGUCUUGCACUGAGAAAAAUCAAUAUUGAAGGGUUUUCAGAUUAUGUUACAAAAGCAUUCUGGGACACAGCUUUCCCAUGCUCACAGAAGCAAGGGAAUUCUUCUCAGUAUGCAUUAAGCUGCAGCAGAUAUCAGGAUCUACUUGUUCUGAAAAACUACAAUGAAGAUGUGCCUGACCACAGAUAUUCAAGCCAUGUCUACAAAGCAGUUUAUGCUGUGGCUCAUUCACUACACAGUCUACUCAAGUGCAAAGAACAAGAAGGUUGUGAGAAAAGCCUCACAAUACAACCACAACAGGUGGUUGAGGCUCUCAAAAAAGUAAAUUUUACCGUAAAGUUUGAAGAUCAUGUGUGGUUUGACAGCACUGGUGCCACAGUAGCCCAUUAUGAAGUUGUGAACUGGCAGCAGGACUCAAAUGGAUCAUUCCAUUUUAAACCAGUGGGAUACUAUGAUGCCUCACUGCCCCCUGACCAGCGCUUUGUGCUCAAUACUAAAAACAUUAUCUGGGCAGGAGGACAGCUGGAGAAGCCAAGAUCCAUGUGCAGUGAGAGCUGUCCUCCUGGCACUAGGAAGGCUGCACAGAAAGGAAGACCUGUCUGCUGUUAUGACUGUAUUCCAUGUGCAGAAGGAGAAAUCAGUAAUGAGACAGAUUCAAAUAACUGCAAACAGUGUCCAGGGGAAUACUGGCCUAAUGCUAAGAAAAAUAAAUAUGUUUUAAAGGCUGUAGAGUUUCUGUCAUUCACAGAAGUUAUGGGUUUAGUGCUAGUAAUUUUCUCAUUGUUUGGAGUAGGAUUAACUGUGCUGGUGGCCAUCCUGUUUUACAGCAAGAAGGACACACCCAUAGUAAAAGCCAACAACUCAGAGCUGAGCUUUCUGCUGCUCUUCUCUUUGACUCUGUGUUUCCUCUGUUCACUUACUUUCAUUGGUCGGCCCACUGAGUGGUCCUGUAUGUUGCGUCAUACAGCGUUUGGGAUCACUUUUGUCCUCUGUAUUUCAUGUGUUUUGGGGAAAACUAUAGUGGUAUUAAUGGCUUUCAAAGCUACACUUCCAGGAAGUAAUAUCAUGAAAUGGUUCGGCCCUACACAACAACGACUCAGUGUUCUUGCCUUUACACUUAUACAGUUUCUUAUCUGUGUGCUUUGGCUAACAAUAUCUCCUCCAUUUCCCUACAAAAAUAUGAAAUAUUUUAAGGAAAAAAUCAUUAUCGAGUGCAGUCUGGGAUCUACUGUAGGUUUCUGGGCUGUGCUGGGUUAUAUUGGCCUACUGGCUGUUUUGUGCUUCAUUCUGGCUUUUCUGGCUCGCAGGUUGCCUGAUAACUUCAAUGAAGCCAAAUUCAUCACAUUCAGUAUGCUCAUAUUCUGUGCUGUAUGGAUCACGUUUAUUCCAGCUUAUGUCAGUUCUCCUGGGAAAUUUACUGUAGCUGUGGAGAUAUUUGCAAUUUUAUCAUCAAGUUUUGGUUUACUAUUCUGUAUAUUUGCACCUAAAUGUUAUGUUAUCCUGUGUAAGCCUGAACAAAAUACAAAGCAACAUGUAAUUGGAAAAACAUAUUCAAAACCC